AUGAAGGAGCAGUGGCCGCCCCCCGUCGAGCUGGAGAAAUGGCUCAUGAACACGGUGAAGGAGACUGACGAGGGCGCGAUCUUCCUGAGGCGGAUGCUGAACAUGAACCCCGCGUACGGCGCGUACCUGUCGAAGGACCAGGGGCUUGCCGAAAUCGUCAAAGUGUUUGCGAGGCGCUUCCGUGCAAAGAUCAUGUCGGCGGAGAAUCCCAUCCAGCCCGCCACGCUCUACGAGCCCCUUUGCGAGGUUGCCUGGAGAGUCAGUGGGCACGUGCUCCACUCCAUCCUUGACUUGAAGGACGUGGAGAGCACCCCGCUGCCCAAGGAGGCUAUAGGACAGGUCAAGAUGCUGCUGCAGACGAACGUUGAGCUCAGCAGGAAGUUCAACGAGAUGCGGCGCGCCUACCUGCGGGAGCUCACUGAGCACCGCGACAGGCAGCGCGAUCUCACGCAGAAGCAGAAGGAGCUCCUGCACGACCUGAAGGAGGAGCCCAUCAUGUUCUAUGAGCCACUCGAGUUUGUGUUGGACGACACCACCAAGGAGUUCGUACGGGAGGUCGUCGAGGAGAGGGUGAAGUUGGGCUUCCGCGCGAGCGCGGCCAAGAAGAAGGCGGGCAAGGAGGAGGAGACGCAGGAGCUGGACGUGGAGGAGCUGAAGGCGUCGCAGAAGCAGGCACUGCAGGAGGCCAAGCAGCUGCGUGUGGCCCUCGCCAAGGAGAAGGACGCCCGCAAGAGGGUGGAGGACUUGCUGCGACGCGCCAGAGAAGAGGCGGAGCAGGAGCGGAACAGGACGGCGGAGGUCCAGCUGCAGUUGGAGGAGGCUCAGCAGGAGAUCGUCGCCCUGAAGGACGAGAUCGAGUCCCUCACCAUGGCGAUGCAAAGCCAGGGCGCGUCAGACAUCGCGGGGAAGGAGGCCCUCUUGAAGGCGCAGGCCGAGAGGCAGCAGGGUCUCAGAGCGGUCCAGGAGAAGCUGGCCCUGGCAGAGGACAGAGUUGCGCAGCUUGAGCAGGAGAAGAAGGAGCUUGCCGCGGAGCUGGCCAAGGCUCGGCACCGCAUCGAGCUGCUGGAGAGCGGCGGGGACGAGGAGCUGACCGCGCUGCGGGAGCAGGCCAGGCAGGACGCGGAGGCAGCCAGGCAUCUCCGCGAGAGGCUCACAGCCAUGGAGAACGCAAACAAGAAGCUCAGGGAACUGGCGGCUGAGGCGGCCGAGGCGGCCGCGCCCGAGCCGGCCGAGCCCGCCGCACCCGUGAUGGUGGUGGCUGGUGGUGUCAGCGAGGAGGAAUUGAACGAAGCUGUGGCCAAGGCGUCCAGGGAAUACGAGUUGAAGAUCAAAGCGCUGCAGAUGGAGAUCAAGAGGGUCGGUGAAUUGCAAGACGAGCUCGAGCGUGGUGGUGGCGACGACAGUCAAAAGAAGAGCGCCGAGAAGGUCGCGGCGCUCAAGGAGCAGAUCGAGGAGCUGAAGGCCAAGCUUCAGGACAAGGACGACAAGUACAACGACCUCGCCGACGAGCACGAGAGGCUGCAGGAUCAUGUGAAGAAGCUCAUGGCGAAGCUGGAAGAGCUGGGCGCCAAGGACUUCGUGGACGACAUGAAGGGCCAGAUCAACCUGGGGCCGCUGGAAGGCAGGAAGCGGAAGAAGCAGAACGCAUUCGACCGUCUGUACCACGACGCACAGCGCCGCAUCCUGGACAUGCGGGCGAAGGCCACGUCCGCCGCACGGUCCGAGGAGGCGAGCCUUGUCGAGGCGGUGAAGCUAGUAAGGGACAAGGCGGCUUUGCGCCAGGCGGAGGCCCUGAGGAUGCUGCAGGUGCAGCACAACCAGACCAGGAGCCGCUUCCACGACGCCCUCACGAAGUUCGCCAACCAGCACGGCGGCGGCCCGGCGGCGGGGGGCGGCGAGGUCCGCCGCGAGGAGCCGGGCGAGGGAGAGGACGACUCAGCAGCCGUGGGCGCGGCGCACUCGGACGCGUCCUACACCGCCGCUUUCCAGGCCUUGGAGAGGAAGGCGCAGGAGAUGGGCGAGGACCUGUCCCCCGUCGAGCUGGAGCCCGACCUCGAGGACGUCGUGCGGCUGCGGCAGGAGAAUGAGGACCUCAGGGAGCAGGUCCAGCGGCUCACGGCCCUCCUCGCGCAGGAGCUCGGCGCCGGCAAGGGGGGCUCGAACUCUGCACAGCGCGCCGUGGCCAGGAUGAUGAGGGCUGCGUCCAAGACGGGGGUGCGCACGGCGGCGCACGACGGCGGCGUGGCACACGCCAGGUCCCUCCCCGAGGCCAGGCCCUACAGCGCGGGGGUGCACGGCCGCAUGGAGCGGAACGACUCGGCGGCACCGCCGGCGGCCGGUCGCAAGAUUGCAGCCGUGAUCUCGCCGUUCGCCGCCGCCUUCAUGGACGCCGUGGCGGACUCGUCGUCCGCCGCCUCCGCCUCGGCGCCCGUCCCGGCAGCCCGGAGGCGAUCCAUGAUCGCGCCGCGGAGCACGGCGGGGCUGCUCAUGGAUGCCCCACAGAUCCUCGAGGACCAGGACUUGGUGGGGUCCACGAGGAGCGGCCACCCUGGCAUCGCCCGGGACCGGGCGCCGAAGGUGCCGCGACAUGGGGUGAGCGAGGAACACGUGCAUGGAGGCGCUGGGCUCCACAGCGCAAGCAGCAGCGGGGCCUCCUGGCGGCAGGCGGCGGCCUCGCACGCGGGGAGGUCCGGCGAGAGCUUCUGGAGCUCCGCCAGCGAGGCCUCCGCGGCCCGGCCGCGCGCGGCGAACGCGCCUGGCCGGCUGGGCAGCAGCCCGCGGGACACCAAGCCUUUCGGUCAGCAAGGGUCGGGCCGCCGCACGGCCAGCCCUGAGGGCGACGCCACCGCCACAUUGCCGCCCCGUGGGCGCCAGGCGCCCCCGGCGAGCUGGAGCCCCCUCCCGCAGCGGGACGCACUGCCGCACGGCGCGCACGCGCGCGCCCCUUCAGGGCCAGCGGCGGCGGUGGCCUCGAAGCUCGACGGCGGAGUGGCCAGGACAGCCUCGGAGCUGCCGCAGGCGGACAUGGAUCUCCUUGCUCCUGCAGGCGCCGCAGCCGCGUCGGCCGCCAUCUCAGCGGUCCCGCCGUGGCUGCGCGGGCGCUCUGCGGGCCCGGCGGAGAGAAGCGCCGGCCGGCAGGAACUGCCGUCGGCGGAGGCCAACACCGAGGGCGAGGCCGCUGCACCCGGGCUGCCGCUGCGAGGGCGCCCUGCGCUCCCGGCGAGACGGAGUCCCCUGUCGCAGCGGUCCGCAACGCUGUCAGUGCUGCCGCAGGGCGCGCGCACGCGUUCCCCUUCGGGGCCGGCGGAGGCCAACCCCGAGGGCGACGCCGCCGCCCGUGGGCGACCGGUACUCCCUGCAAGUCGGAGUCCUCGACCGCAGGGGGUCACAACGCUGGACGCUCCGCAUGCGCACAUCGCCCCCUCGGGGUCGGCGGCGACACUUGCCUUGGAGCUCAAGCGCGGGGCGGGGACAGCUUCAGCUCUGUCGUCGGCAGAGACGGAUGACUCUGCUUCACCAGGUGUCUCGGCGUCGGCUGCCGUCUCAGCAGUUCCACCUUGGAUUCGCGGGCCCUCUGCCGAGAAGGCCCCGACUAGCCAGAGUUCGGACCCAGGAGAGACGCCGCCGUGCCAGGGGCAGGCAGCCGCCAGCGGACAGCGCCACGACCAGGUAGACCAGGCAGGUGCGUCGCCUCGGCUGGGCGACGAGGCACCGCAGGAGACGUCAGCAUCUCCAGCCCCAGCAGUCUCGCGCGAGGGCGACGAAGGCGACAGGAGGGCCUCCAGCGACAGCCCGCACGACAGGAGCUCUGCGCCAGGCAGCGGAAGCUCCCUCGCCCGCGCUGGCGGCGUUCACGGCCACGGUGUUGGCGCGGGCGGCAGCGCAGCGUGGGACGUGCCCGCGAAGUCGCCAGCAGGGGCCUCGCCUGGGACAUCGCCCAGCCAGGCUCCGCAGCCCCCGCCGAUUCUGCAGCAGGCUGCAGCAGCACCAGGGCCACCGACUGGGCCGACAAGCAGCCCGUCGGAGCCACACGCUGGCACGCCACGCGGAAACGACAACCACCACGCGAGCGUCGAGAGUCAGCGGCAGCUGUCGGAGGUGCCGCUGGACGCGACGCCGAAGGACGGGCGCACGCAUGAUGCCCCUCUGGUGCCUGCGGCGGCUGAGGUCUCGGGGCUCGAUGGGGUGGUGGCGGGGCCAGCUUCAGCGCUGCAGUCGGCGGAGGCCAACCCUGAGGGUCACGCCGCCGCCCCCGCGCUGCCCUCCCAAGAGCGCCCGACACUCCCUUCAGUCCCAGCACUCCCAGCAAGUCGGAGUCCUCUACCGCGGGCCGCAACGCUGGACGCCCCGCCUCAAGGAGUGCAUACGCACAGUACCCCGUCGGGGUCGGCGACGGCGGUGGCGGUGGCCUCGGAUCUCGACGUCGGAGUGGCAGGGACAGCCUCGGCGCCGCCGUCGGCGGAGAUGGAGGAUCCAGCGUCAGGCGCCGCGGCACCGGCUGCCCUCUCAACAGUUCCACCGUGGAUUCGCGGGCCCUCUGUGGACGCGGCGACACGGAGCCCCGUCCCACAGCGGGCUCCGACCAGCCAGCGCCACGACCCGAGAGGGACGCCGUCGCACCAGGGGCAGCCAGCAGCCGGCGGACAGCACCAGGAUCCAGCAGGGGCCCCGCCUCGGCAGUGCGACGAGGCGCCGCAGGAGACGCCAGGAGUUCCAGCAACAGCAGACCCGCGUGCGGGCGGCGAACGAGACAGGAUGGCCAGCGGCUCUGCCGAGCGUGCCAGCAACAGCCCGCGCAAUGGAGGCCCUGUGUCAGGCCAUGACAGCGCCCUCGGCCGCGCUGGCAGCGCCCACGGAUACCGCGCUGGCGCGGGCGGCGGCGGCGGCGGCGAGGCGCGGGGCGUUGCCACUGGGUCGCCGGCAAGGGCCUCGCCUGGGACAGCGCUCAGCCAGGCUCCGCAGCCUCCGCCGACGCUGCUGCGGGCUGCACCUCCGAGGCCGGUCGGCGGCGACGCGUGGGGCGUGGCCGUCGGGUCGCCAGCAAAAGCCGCACCGGGGGCAACGGCCAGCCAGUCUCCGCAGUCUCCGCCAGCGAUGCAGCGGGCUGCAGCACCAUCUGGUCCACCAGACAGGUCUUACUACGUUCCGAAGCCAAGCAGCAAUCGAGCGGUACCGCACAGGCAACCUGGCGCAGACGUCGCUUGCCCGGGGCGGCUUCCCAAAGUGGCCCUGGACGCGCUGCCGCAAGGCGCAGUCACGCUUGGAACCCCUUCCGGGUUGGUGACGGGGGCAGUGGCCUCGAGGUUGGACGGCGGGGUGGCGGGGCCAGUCUCGGCGCUGCCGUCGGCGGAGAUGGAGAGCCAUCUUUCAGCAGGCGCCGUGUCGUCGGCUGCUCUCUCAGCAGUUUCACCGUGGUUGCGCGGGCCCUGUGCGGACGUGGCGACGCCUGGCGCUGGCAGCCAGGAGCCGCCCGCCGAAAGGCGGCAGGGACUUGUAGCUUCGGCAUCCGAGCGGGCGCCAGACUUCGGCGGCACGUGGCGGGGCAGGCACAAGACGGGAGACCUGCCAUCACUCGGAGAGCGGCGCUCUUCUGUGCCCGCUGGCGGCGGCGGCGGGGGUGGUGCCGAGGACCCGGCGCCCGGGAGUCCUGCGCGCGUGGCAGCUCGGAGGUCGCUCGAGGAUGUCUCGCACCGGCGCUCGCCCGCGCUGCCGCAAGGCGCAGUCACGCUUGGAACCCCUUCCGGGUUGGUGACGGGGGCAGUGGCCUCGAGGUUGGACGGCGGGGUGGCGGGGCCAGUCUCGGCGCUGCCGUCGGCGGAGAUGGAGAGCCAUCUUUCAGCAGGCGCCGUGUCGUCGGCUGCUCUCUCAGCAGUUUCACCGUGGUUGCGCGGGCCCUGUGCGGACGUGGCGACGCCUGGCGCUGGCAGCCAGGAGCCGCCCGCCGAAAGGCGGCAGGGACUUGUAGCUUCGGCAUCCGAGCGGGCGCCAGACUUCGGCGGCACGUGGCGGGGCAGGCACAAGACGGGAGACCUGCCAUCACUCGGAGAGCGGCGCUCUUCUGUGCCCGCUGGCGGCGGCGGCGGGGGUGGUGCCGAGGACCCGGCGCCCGGGAGUCCUGCGCGCGUGGCAGCUCGGAGGUCGCUCGAGGAUGUCUCGCACCGGCGCUCGCCCGCGCUGCAGCCCGUUCCCGAGGGUGGCUCCAGCUCCGCGCCGGUGGGGAAGCCCUCGGCGACGGCGCGCACCGGCCGCUCGCCCGUGCUGCAGCGGGGGCGGAUGUCGCCGGCGUUCUCUCCGCAGAGGCUCCUCCCGGGUGCGGGCGCGCUCUCCAGAGGUUCCUCCCUGGCCAGCCUGCCGAGGGGCAACCAGGCAGGCGGCGGCCUGGGCCUCGACGUGAAGGUCCUGUCCAGCCAGGGCAAGCUGGGGACCAUGGCCUGA
Prorocentrum cordatum is the source of this 6435-nucleotide messenger RNA. The record is from the annotation of a GenBank genome assembly. NCBI's taxonomy places the organism in Eukaryota, Dinophyceae, Prorocentrales, Prorocentraceae.